AUGGGGUUCCUCGGCGUCUACACCGCGAUCUAUGACUAUGAGCCCCAAGGCGCAGGGGAACUAGAGCUUCACGAGGGCGAUCUGCUUUGCAUCCUAGAAAAAAGUGAGGAGGACAGUUGGUGGAAAGCCAAGAAGAAGGCCGAUCGCGAUGACGAGGAUGAGCCCGAAGGUCUGGUCCCGAACAACUACGUUGAGGAGGCUCAACCUAUUCACACGGCCAAGGCACUUUACGACUACACGCGCCAGACAGACGAGGAGGUCUCUUUCUCCGAAGAUGCGGAUUUGAUUGUGUAUGACAUCUCCGAUCCCGAUUGGACGCUAGUGGGGGUCAACUCGGACUUCGGCUUCGCCCCUGCAAACUAUAUCGAGAUUGUGGAGGAUGCAGACCAUACUGCCGCACCUGCAGCUUCACCGCAUGUGCCGGAUGAAUAUGAGCCGGAGCCUGAGCCGGAACCCGCACCUCCCACGCUUCCGCAGCGACCGGCAGUGACCGAGGAGGAAGUGGAUGAGGUCCGCGCCCCAUCGCCAAUCAACACCGUGCAGAAUCCCGCUGCUGCUGCCAUCGCCAACAUCCUUCACCAGCAACAUGCCUCCCCUGUCGAGUCCGAACCAACCCGGUCUGUGCCUCCGCCACCCGAGCCAGCGCGUCCGACAUAUGAGCCUGAAGAAGACUAUCGAAAUGAACCUUCGCCUCCGCCUCCAGCUCUGCCGCAGCGUCCCCCUUCGGAAUAUCUCUCCUCGCCGGUGCACGCAGAGUCGCCUCGAGAGCCACCUCGGCCCCGACAUGCAUCGCUCCGAGAAGAUCGCAACGAGAGCCACGUUAAGGAAUCUCCGCCCUACAUUAGGGUGGGUCACCCUACCCCGCGUUCUCCGUCAGGGUACCACAUCUACACUAUCAACGAAAUGGUUGAGGUCAUGGGCAAGAGAAAGAAAAUGCCCACAACGCUGGGUAUCAAUGUUGCAACGGGGACUAUCUUCAUCUCACCGGAAGAAGAUGGCGCAGUGCAGGAAUGGACGGCUGACAAGCUGACCCACUACUCUAUUGAGGGCAAGCACGUCUUCGUUGAUCUCGUCCGCCCCAGCAAGAGCAUUGAUUUCCAUGCUGGAGCCAAAGAUACAGCUCGUGAGAUUGUCUCCGCCCUGGGAGAGAUCUCCGGUGCCUACCGCGCCGAAGGACUCCGGGAAGUCAUUGCCGCCGGCACCAGUGGAGGCCAGAAGAAGGGUCAAAUUCUGUACGAUUUCAUGGCGCAAGGUGACGAUGAGGUGACGGUGGCCGUGGGCGACGAUGUUAUCAUCCUUGAUGACACCAAGUCGGAAGAAUGGUGGAUGGUGCGCCGUCUCAAGAACGGCAAGGAGGGUGUGGUGCCGAGUAGCUACAUCGAGAUCACGGGAACCGUGACUAGCCCACCACCUGGAGGCUCUGAGCCAGGCCUGUCCACAGUGGAGAAGAAUCGCAUGGAGGAGGCACGUCUCACAAAGGAAGCGUCACGGAAGUCGAAAACGGACUCGAUGAUCGACCCGCGAAGCCCGGAGCGCCAGAAAAGGGAUAGCAAAUCUAUCAAGUCGAAACCCGAUCCUACCAAGGUUAGACAGUGGACCGACCGCACUAAGACUUUCACCGUCGAGGCUCAGUUCAUCGGUUUGAUGGACGGUAAAAUUCAUCUUCACAAGCAGAACGGCAUUAAGAUCGCCGUACCGAUCAUGAAGAUGUCGGUGGAGGAUCUGGAAUACGUCGAGAAGUUAACUGGAGCCUCUUUGGACGAGGAUAAGCCACUGUCUGACAUCAAACGCCGUUCUCAACGCAUUGAGCCCGAGAAGACUCGGAGCUCGUCCGAUGGCAAGCAGAACGGAGCUUCUUUCCAGCAGUCCGACUACGAUUGGUUCGACUUCUUCCUAAAGGCUGGUGUCGGCCCCCACCAAUGUGAACGCUAUUCGCAGAACUUCAUCAAGGACUCCAUGGAUGAGGGAAUUCUUCCAGACAUUACCCCUGAAGUCCUGCGCACUCUUGGCUUGAAGGAGGGCGAUAUCUUGCGGGUAAUGCGCUACUUGGAUAACAUGUUCGGCCGAACAGGAGCCAAGUCCAAGCUACGUAACGUUAGCUUUGGGGGCGAGGAAGUCAUCGAUGAGGAGGGUUCUGGUGGUCUAUUCUCUGGACCUGGCGGAGUGCUGCGCAACAACACUCGGAAAGGCAGACCUGCCCCCAACACGCCAGCAAGUGAUGUGGUUGAUCCCAAGGCCUUUGAGCAGAAGGAUGCUUCCAAGCCCGCGGAGCGUAGUGAAACCCCGCCUGCUUCGUCGUCUGCACCGGAACCUCCGGUGCAAAAGGGCUUCGAUGAUGAUGCAUGGGAGGUUAAGCAACCCAAACAAACCCCUACAACAGCUGCUCCUGCUGCGCCAGCCACUACGUCAAGCCCUCCCCCCGCUGCAUCUUCGCCAACUACAAGCCAACCCCCAGCUACGCAGCCGCUCACCGGAGCAAUGGCAGAACUCUCCCUGCUUCAAGCUCCUCUUCAACCUACACCUGCGCCUGCUGCGGUUCCCGCUCCCCAGUCUCCACCCGCAGCGCCGCCGACCAUUCAACCUCAGCCUACCAUCCAACCUCAGCACACGAUUCAGCCUCAGCCUACGAUUCAACCACAGCCCACUGCUGUGCCUGCGCCUCAGCUGCAGCCGCAGGCGACAGGGGCCUCGCCCAGCUUCUUCGCCCAGCUCGGACAGCCACAGGCUGCUCAAGCCUUCACUCCCCAGGUAACAGGAUUUCAGGCGGCUGCAAGACAGCGUCCUCAAGCACCACAAACUCCACUGGGAGGCAACUCAUUGCUCCCUCCUCCGCCACAACGACCUCUCUCGGCCCCUCAGAACUUCCCUCAGCAACCCAGCUCUUUUGGAACCCCAGCGUUGCAGCCCCAGCUGACUGGAAUUCCUCUUCCGGGCCCGCAAAUUGCCCCACCGGGUCAGAGCUUGGCCGAGUUACAUCAACAACGCUUCCAGCCUUCUCUACAGCAGCCGCAGCCGACCGGAUUCAUGCCGCAAGCUCAAUUCCAGACUGGGCUGAUGCCACAGGUAACAGGCUUCCAGCCGCAGUCUCAAUUUGGAAUCCAGCAGCAGCAAACUGGUUAUUCUGGCUUGGCGGCACAACCGACAGGCUUCGGAGGGUUCCAGCCACAACCGCAGCAACCGAUGCAGACAGGCAUCAAUUCGGUCCUGCCUCCGCCUUUGCAACCUCAACCCACUGGCAUGAACGGUGUCAGCAGCUUGCCUUACAGUGGGCCAGCCCCCCCAAUGCCGCCUAUUCCUCCACAGCCGACUGCUACACCAUUGCAACCCCAGAAGACUGGUCCUGCCCCCAACAUCCGAUUCGGUGUGAAGCAUGAUGCCCCUAAGAAGCUGGCUCCUCAGCCGACAGGUCUCCGCGCCAAUCUAGCGCAAGCUACACCCACGAACCCGUUCGGUUUUUGA
This is a messenger RNA of Aspergillus saccharolyticus JOP 1030-1, 3459 nucleotides long. RefSeq names its product cytoskeletal protein-binding protein SLA1. Gene Ontology annotation, biological process: actin cortical patch assembly; regulation of actin filament polymerization. The record is from RefSeq and is a predicted model, not a curated record. Gene Ontology annotation, molecular function: ubiquitin binding; protein-macromolecule adaptor activity; cytoskeletal protein binding. Gene Ontology annotation, cellular component: nucleus. The coding region runs from base 1 to 3459 and encodes 1152 amino acids. NCBI's taxonomy places the organism in Eukaryota, Fungi, Ascomycota, Eurotiomycetes, Eurotiales, Aspergillaceae. The transcript has 5 exons.